AUGCGUAGCUCAUGUAUCUUGGACAAGUCACUGGUUGUGGCGUUGGCUGUGGCCACGUUAUCGGCCUCAAUCGAUAGUUUUUCACUGCCAGGUGUACAAAUGACAACGUACACCAAGGGUGAGACACUGCCUCUCUUUGUCAAUAGUCUCAAGUCAUCCGAAACUUUGCUACCUCUUGAUUACUAUAAGUUGCCAUUUUGUCAGCCGGAUAAAAUUGAGUACAAAUCAGAGAAUUUGGGCGAGUAUUUGACGGCAAAUCGCAUUCAAAAUUCGCCGUACGAGAUCAAGUUUCUGGAAAAUCAAGAGUGUGCAGUGCUAUGUAAACAAGAGUAUGGAGAAGAGGAUAUUAAGGUGUGGGGGGACAAGAUCAAAGACUCGUACACGAUCAAUUGGAUCCUGGACAAUCUCCCGGCCACGUCCGUGUCGCUGGAUGGUGGUAUGAUGGUGGGCUUUCCAUUGGGAAGCUUUAAUCCGGAAGUGGACGUGAUACCGCAGCUUCAUAAUCACGUGAAGAUCCUCAUUGGCUACAACAAUAACCCGUUGGGCACUGAGGAUUUUUCAGAGGACAAAGGUCGCAUCGUGGACUUUAGGGUCAUUCCAUACAGUUUUGAGUAUGCAGCCCACCAGAUUGACGAGAAAACCAAUCGGAUGAAGACGUGCGAGCAUGCGUCUGACCUCAAAAACCACUUGUACGUGCACCAGAACAAAGACGGCAAAAUGCCUGUAAUCUGGACCUAUAGUGUGGAAUGGUUAUUGGACAAUGAACACGACUGGCGCACGCGGUGGGACGUCUAUUUUAACACUGGGUCGGGUGGCAAUGACGUGCACUGGUUCUCCAUCAUUAAUGCUCUUGUCAUCGUGCUCUUCCUCAGUGGAAUGGUGGGCAUGAUUCUCAUGCGCAGCCUUCAUCGUGACAUCAGUCGCUACAACCGUGUGCCAACAGAGGAAGAGCGUGCUGAGGAACGAGAAGAAUCUGGCUGGAAGCUUGUGCACGCUGAUGUGUUCCGUCCACCGUCGAAGCACCCUAUGCUCUUUUGUGUUAUGGUGGGCACGGGCUGCCAGCUGCUUGGCAUGGCGCUCGUUACGCUCUCCUUCGCUGCCGUGGGUGUUUUGGCACCUUCGAACCGUGGUAAGCUCGUGAUUGCACUGCUGGUGUGCUUUGUGUUGCUGGGAAUGCUGGCGGGUUUCACCUCGGCUCGGACGUACAAAAUGUUCAAGGGCAAGCGCUGGCAGAUGUGUACAGUGCUUACGGCUAUGCUAUUUCCGGGUAUCAUGUUCUCGCUCUUCUUCUUGCUGAACCUUUUCGUGUGGGGCGCUGGUUCGGACGCCGCUGUGCCAUUCGGCUCUAUUCUACUGGUCUUUUUCCUCUGGACUGGCAUUUCCGUACCGCUUGUGUUCGCAGGAGCUUACUUUGGCUUUAGGAUGGCACCUGCUACGUUUCCCGUGGCAACGAGCAACAUCCCUCGUCCUAUACCUCCUCAGCCGUGGUACAUGACACACAUGAUGGGAGCAGCGGUGGGUGGCGUGCUCCCAUUCGGUGCGAUCUUCGUAGAGCUUUUCUUCGUACUGUCAUCUCUCUGGACGGACAAAUACUACUACGUAUUUGGCUUCCUGCUGCUGGCUUUCCUUAUCCUUAUCAACACGUGCGCCGUGGUCACCAUUGUGCUCACUUACUUCCAGCUGCUUGCCGAAGAUUACAAUUGGUGGUGGCGUUCCUUCUUUGUGUCAGGCGCUUGUGGUGGCUAUAUGUUUCUCUACUCGACGUAUUACUUUUGGACACGUCUGGACGUGGAAAAUCUCAUUGGCGCCAUGCUCUACUUUGGUUAUAUGGCUGUUGCAUCUGGUGCACUGUCACUGAUGACGGGAGCCGUUGGUGCUGGUGCUUCACUGUGGUUCACGCGCAAAAUCUACGCGUCCAUUAAGGUCGACUAG
Messenger RNA from Peronospora farinosa, 1932 nucleotides. Lineage: Eukaryota; Oomycota; Peronosporomycetes; Peronosporales; Peronosporaceae. The record is from the annotation of a GenBank genome assembly.